Messenger RNA from Nematolebias whitei (Rio pearlfish), 2640 nucleotides. RefSeq names its product vasodilator stimulated phosphoprotein b (gene vaspb). Gene Ontology annotation, molecular function: profilin binding; SH3 domain binding. Gene Ontology annotation, biological process: positive regulation of actin filament polymerization; neural tube closure; actin cytoskeleton organization. NCBI's taxonomy places the organism in Eukaryota, Metazoa, Chordata, Actinopteri, Cyprinodontiformes, Rivulidae. The transcript has 14 exons. The coding region runs from base 55 to 1365 and encodes 436 amino acids. The record is from RefSeq and is a predicted model, not a curated record.
GGCUUUUACUUCUGAAGUUGCCUUCGCGGAGGGGAUCUCCACUCGAGCCGAACAAUGAGUGAGUCAAGUAUUUGCCAGGCUCGGGCUACCGUGAUGAUCUAUGAUGACGGCAGUAAAAAGUGGCUCCCGGCAGGUGCCGGAGCCCAAACCUUCAGCAGAGUCCAGAUCUUUCACAACCCCUCCAACAAUGCCUUCAGGAUAGUGGGGCGCAAGAUGCAGACAGACCAGCAGGUGGUUAUAAACUGUCCCAUUGUGAGAGGUCUCAAGUACAACCAGGCCACACCGAACUUUCACCAGUGGCGAGAUGCCAGGCAGGUGUGGGGGCUCAACUUUGGCAGCAAAGAAGACGCUACUCUGUUUGCCAACGGCAUGUCCCACGCUCUGGAGGUCCUGAACUCCAUGGCAGACGCAGGAUAUGCAACUCUCCCUCGCCAAGUGUCCAAUGGGCCUACUCCAGAAGAGCAGGAACAGCAGCGCAGGUUGGAGCAGCAAAGGCUUGAACAGCAGGAACGCGAACGCCAAGAGCGAGAGAGGCAGGAGUGGGAACGCCAAGAACGAGAGAGGCAGGAGUGGGAGCGUCAGGAAAGAGAGAGGCUGGAGAAGGAAAGACAAGCUGUUGCAGCUCCACCACUGGCCCCUGCAGUCCCUGCAGCCCCUGCAGCCCCUGCUCCACCUCCAGCUCCCCCAGCUCCCCCAGCUCCUCCACCACCCCCAUGCCCUCCUCCAGCUGCCGUCAUCCCUCCUCCUCCAGGACCUCCUCCUGCAGGACCUCCUUCCGCAGGACCCCCUCCAGCCCCACCUCUGCCAAUUCCAAGUGGAGGAGGAGAUGGCAUUGGUGGUGAUGGUGGUGGAGGAGGAGCUGGGGGCUUGGCAGCUGCCCUGGCGGGGGCUAAACUGCGAAAGGUGUCCAAGCAGGAGGAUCCAGCCCCUGCACCUCCAGUGGCCAGAAACGACCCCUGUCGCAGCAGCAACUCGUCUAUCGGUGGAGGGGGAGGAGGAGGGUUAAUGGGGGAGAUGAGUGCCAUCUUGGCGCGAAGGAGAAAAGCUGCAAACAGUGGCGAGAAGGCACCCGUUAAGACGCAAGAGAACGAUGAUUCAGAGUCUCAAAGUGAUACGCUAAGAAAACCUUGGGAGAAAGGCUCCAUGGUCAGGAAUAACUCCAUCCCCAAGAGCAUGGACAGCACUCCCUCAUUGUCCCAAGUGUUAAGGGCAAAGGGUCCAGGUAUUAACAGUGAUGGAUCUGAGGACUCGGAUUUAGAGAAAAUGAAACAGGAGAUUUUGGAGGAGGUGCGGAAAGAAUUGCAAAAAGUCAAAGAAGAAAUUAUUGGAGCCUUUGUUCAAGAGCUGCAAAAAAGAAACACAUAGUUCUGCUGUCAGGUGUACCGGAGGGGUGUGAUGCACGGAGGUGUUCGAGGCACAUUGGGACUUCUCCACUGCCCUCCCCUCUUAUUGUAUAGCCCAGGGAUUUCUCCUUCACCUUUUUUUGUCUAUCAAAUCUUACACAAACACAUGUGCUUUCUCAAUUUAUUUGUACAACAAACAUAUUCACUUCAUGUCAAAGUUAAUCCAGGGAUUUCCUCACGUCGCCUUCCAGCACUUGGAGCGAUCAGUCAUUAAUGAUGUGUCGGUGCGCCAUGUUUUCAUCGUUGAUUCAUCCACUCCUGCGAUCUGCUCCGGUCUGAAAAGCACAAAGCGUCAACUAUUUCUGUAAUUAGUCAUCUCUACUGCUGAAGUCCUCCUACGUGUCCCCUUCGACUGUCGAGAGGCAUCGUUAUGGAUGGAGCAGUCUUCAGGGAUAGUGUAUUAACUGUAUUUUUUUUUUUUUUUUUUACUGUAAUAGCAAAUCAUUUUGUUUCUCUUCCUGCCUCAGUUGUUCCAGUAUUUGUUAGUAGGUUAUGGUCACCAAUGGUAGUUGGUGAUCUUGUCAAAUCUGAGCAUGCACAACCACACUCGUUCACAACUGCAGUGAGUUCCUCUCGAGUGGGAUUUCAGCUCCAGGCAAGGGACAACAACUAGAAAGUCACGACAUGGCCCCUCACUGCUAUGACGAAGACGCCAGAGGAAGAGGAGACGAGCAAAAAGGGAACCUGAUGGACCACCUGGGAGCUGUGAAAGAGUGUUAUAGUUUUAUAAUCUGUCUGAACUUUAUUUCUUAAUGCGUUGCGCUUGUUCCAGAGGAAGUGCGUCUGUGUGCCACACUGCCUUCGUAGACUUUUCCCUUUCACUGAUUGAACUGUUUACCUGUUGGCCGAUCGAGCCGUCCCACUGCUUACUGUACUUCCGCCAGUUGUUUUCCUUUAAUGCUAGAUGUUUUUUUUUUUCUUAUACGGUAAUUUUGUAACAUGAAACAAAUGGCCAUGGAGGUCCAUUAAUUUGGCCAUGACAACUGCCUUGAGAACAUAUAAAUAUAUAUAAAUAUAUCUAUAUAUAAGGAAAUAUAUUUGUUUUGAUGGAAAAUCUUAGCUAAAAUGAAAGUGUUUCUAUUUUAAUUGAAAUAACUGGGAAGUGGGGUUUCUUUUUUCAAUGACUUUUUUUUCUUUCUUAGUCUAGGCUUUUUACACUGAAAUAUAAAUAAAAUGGCUUAGAGACACUGGACUAGAAAUGCCUUUAUAGUUAAAUACAGCUGCUUUUUAAAAUGCA